This is a messenger RNA of Vigna radiata var. radiata (mung bean), 561 nucleotides long. Its product is annotated as importin subunit alpha-1b-like. The record is from RefSeq and is a predicted model, not a curated record. Lineage: Eukaryota; Viridiplantae; Streptophyta; Magnoliopsida; Fabales; Fabaceae. Gene Ontology annotation, biological process: NLS-bearing protein import into nucleus. The coding region runs from base 1 to 561 and encodes 186 amino acids. The transcript has 5 exons. Gene Ontology annotation, cellular component: nucleus. Gene Ontology annotation, molecular function: nuclear import signal receptor activity; protein binding.
AUGGUAAUCUCUAUCGCCUCUAACCUUUCCUCCGUAUCCUUCUCCAUUCUUGCUAAUCGUGCCCAAUUUGGGAUCCGGCAGGUUGUACUUGAUAGCAGGGUGCUCCCGUCUCUGCACCGACUUCUUUUCAACGAAUACAGAGAAAGAAUCUUUAGAGAAAUUUGUUGUAUAAUUACAAAUAUCACUGAUGGGACUCCAUCUCAAUUACAGGCUGUUGUUGAUGCUGACGUUGUUCCUUUUAUGGUUAAUCUUCUUCAUAUUGCCGACCUUGAGGUGAAGAUGUUAGUAGUGAGGGUGAUUGGCAAUGUGUCUGCCAAAGGAACUAAAGAGAAUGCUAUGUACCUGGCUAAUCGAGGUUGCAUUACGAGACUACGUGAACUCUCGGCUAAUCCAGACCCAAAUCUUGUGUUAAUGUGUUUGGAGGGGCUGGAAAACUUUUUGAAGAUGGGAGAANAUGGCCAGAGUAAAAAGAAUGAUUUUGUUGCCAAGAUAAAGGAAGGUGGCACACUUAAUGAGAUGAUUGGUUUGAUGGAUAUCAUGUUCAUUCACCAGCCAACGUGA